This is a messenger RNA of Pleurotus ostreatus (oyster mushroom), 1089 nucleotides long. RefSeq lists its product as uncharacterized. The record is from RefSeq and is a predicted model, not a curated record. The transcript is spliced from 2 exons. NCBI's taxonomy places the organism in Eukaryota, Fungi, Basidiomycota, Agaricomycetes, Agaricales, Pleurotaceae. The coding region runs from base 1 to 1089 and encodes 362 amino acids.
AUGAGCUCGGUCGAACGUAGCAAGAAAUUCGGGCAUUGCUUCGCGUGCUUCUUUCAGCUAGAAACCGACGAUUGUCAAUCUUGUAAGCAUAAACCGCAGAACGGAACAUCAGCGAAAAAGGCCCCAAACCUCUCGAAGGACCCCCCUCCUCAGAACACCGGCAAUCCCCCUACUCAGGAUAAACCCCUUCCUCACAAUACCUCUCCUGCUCCAAGCGAUCCAUCUACUCCGACGCAACCAUUCACCACAGUGCCAAAGCCAUCCGACGUAGCAUCUUCUAAUUCACCGUCAUCCCAUUCCUCCCCAAGUUCAUCGCCGGUUGAGGGUGUAUUCGGUACCUCCAAGGCACCAAUCCCCACGGGCAGCGAAUCUCAUCCAAUCACCAACAUAACAGGCUCAGCCCCUGUCACACAAAGUCCAAGUACGCAGACAAGUGCAUCCACCAAUGCGACGCCAAGCUCCGUCAAGGCAAACGAGCAUCUCGCUACAAUAUUAGGAGUCGUGUGCGGAGUCCUAUCUUUCCUGCUGCUUUGUCUUGCCUUUUGGUUCUUCCUCAGACAACGUAGCCGAAGAAGACAGCGUCGUGACUCUGCAAAUAAUUGGCAGUGGUUCCAGGGCUACGAUAAGUGGAAGGACGUAUACAGUCCUUCUGUGAAAGGCAGUGAUCUACCUGACUACGGUCGAGUCGAGUCAGGAGAACAUCGUCGGUCUCCGGAGAUGUGGGGGGAAUCAAAUCGAAGGCUCACGCAGGACAAUUUGGAGAUCCUGGAAAGACACUCCUCGCGAACUUCGUCUGUAAAGUCCCACAACAUGGUUGGCAGUGGCCAAUCCUCGAAUUCGCAGCACACGCUGCCCACGUCGUCGAAAAGACGCGAUCUGAAGCGUGUCUUCUCCAUGGGUGCGCUAACCCACACCACCGGUACUACAUCAAAGUCGGCACUCGUUAUUGCCCUUCCCCCGGAGUCACAUCCCAAGGAAACACAGGGCUCCUCCCCAUCUUCAAAGAUACUGCAAUUGCUCAGAACGUACGAUCCUGUACAAAGCCGAACAGGAUCACGCUCCCCCGGUCAAAUACGCAAUACAUUUUGA